This is a messenger RNA of Pogonomyrmex barbatus (red harvester ant), 1913 nucleotides long. RefSeq lists its product as uncharacterized. Lineage: Eukaryota; Metazoa; Arthropoda; Insecta; Hymenoptera; Formicidae. The record is from RefSeq and is a predicted model, not a curated record. Gene Ontology annotation, cellular component: nucleus. Gene Ontology annotation, biological process: mRNA export from nucleus. Gene Ontology annotation, molecular function: mRNA binding.
AACCUGAAAUUACAGGUCCUCAAACUUAGUUUGACUGAUUCUCGGUGGCCGUGUUCCGCGGUACUCCGCAAAUUGUUUCGGUAUGGCUGAUGUGGGCCUAAGUCUAGAUGAUAUAAUUAAAAAAUCGAAAUCAUCGGGAAUGAGAGGCAGAGGAGGAAUACGCAGAGGUAUCAGCAGAGGCGCGCGAGCGAAUGGUUCCAUGAGAGGACGUGGCUCGCAGAUAAUCACGGAUGCGCGAUUUAAAAUUAUACAGAAGAACCGGGAGAAGCUGACCGAUGCCAGGGACAAGCUCGCUGAAAUUGCGAAGCAAAGCGACGCACGACUCAAGUUGGACAAGUUACGUGCGUCUCAUUACAAGAAGAUAGAUACACAGCUUUCGGGAAUCUCGCGGAAGACUGGCCGGAACGGCAGACUUUCAUUGUCGACAAAUAAAGUGCCGUCUAUGAUGCCACACUUACCACCGAAUAUGCCAAACAAUUACAUGCAACCUACUACGAGAGCGGUUGGAUAUAGACCACCUCUCUCCGAGCCGCAUUAUUUAGGAGAUAUGAGUAUGGAUUAUACUGAGGAUUACAUAACAGAAUCCGCUUCACUGAGAAGGACUGUGAGUAACGAGUAUGCGCCAACACCUCCGCCUCCACCUCCUGUGUUCAGUAUUAAUGCAAUUUCUCCAUAUACCUGGGUGAAAUCCAGAAACACUAAUGUAUCUAGAAUUUCACCUCGAAAAUCUGAGAUAGAAAAGGAACGAGAGAGACAAAGAGAUUACAAACUUGUUGCGCGAUCUGCAAUGGCAAAGACUGUUUCACCUCCUUACAAAGAAGACUGGAGUUUUGGUACAAAAUCAAGAACAAUUGUAGCAGAGGAUACGACAGAUUCCAAAUAUUAUGAUUCCAGAAAUCUUCGAGAAGUAGGAGUUAAGUCGCGUCUCGAUUCCUCUGCAAAUAAAACAAGGACAAUGGGCGUUUUAUCGCGACCGAAAACAAGUUCCACUUCGUCGACACAAUCAAAUGGCUAUAGAAUUGUAGUAUCUAAUUUGCAAGCCAACGUUACGCAAGAAGAUAUCAAGGAAUUAUUCGAAGAUGUUGGGGAAUUGCUCGUAUCGAGAUUAGUACGUCCAGGUACAGCAGAAGUAAUCUAUAAAACGUUGAAAGAUGCGACUAAAGCAGUUGAAACUUAUCAUAAUCGACAAUUAGACGGUCAUCCGAUGAAAUGCCUUCUUGUUAAUCCACGACCAAAAAAUAAUCCAACUGGGCCAGCUGUUCGAUCCCUCACGGAAUCGAGGCGUAGUAUCAGCUCAAGUUACGUACAGCCAAGUUUAGGAGCGGUGCAUCGAGCGUUAUUUGAUGAUUCUUAAUCGAGUGUAUGCAUUUUUAUAAGUUAACAUUAAAGAAGAAAAUGUCUUGUAUAUGUAAUGGACACUAUGCAGAAUAAUCUUAGGGAAGCGAAAGAAGAAAAUAGUGGAACGCAGAACCGCGUACUCAUACGUACGCGAUUCUAAUUCACAGCGGUAAUUGUAUUAAUAACUUGUACCACUCAUUUUAUCUUUAAUCUGUACGGUCCGUACGACCGAUGACACUCGAACGCCCAUAAAUUAUUUUCAUUGUUUUCUUUAUUUUUAGAGAUAAACGUUUCCUCUUGUAUUUUUAGCAAUUUUAUUAAUUGCAGCUUAUUUGUUUAAUGUAUCUCAUAUUCUCUAAGUAAAUAAAGAUAAAUUAUAUUAAUAUUCUAAAAUAUCAAAGGUCACAUAUUCUUCGAUAUUGAAAAUAAUGCAAGAAGUUCAGGCGUUCUAGUGUUGAAAUAUAGAGAGAACUUUACAUUAAGAUAAAACGAUCGCAAAAUUGCGUAAGUAUCAGGUACAAGAACUGCUUCUUGUAUAUUUAAUAUGUCCAAAUAAAAUGGUAUUCAUUCAACAA